AUGCGUACGAUGCGUACGAUGCCUCCAACACGAUGCAUCUCUGAUCUGAUCUGAUAUGACGACCGACAACAACACAGCUGUCUCUUGAUCCAAGAACCUGAAUCCUCUGGACCCUUUCGCCACAAAACCUACAUCCAUUUGCUCACAUUCCGUCACCUCCAUCUGCCAUGUCAUGGUUGCAAUCUGCGUAGGACAUGGCUCUCAGUUCGGUGAGCAGCAUAGCAUAGCAUCGCAUAGCUUAGCUUAGCACACUUUCCUAUCUGGGCGCAUAUUCCACCCCUCUUUCUAAUAUCUAUCGAUCAGCAGCUAACUCGUACAGUGGAAAACGUUCGAUUUCUUCGACGUCUCCCAGAUCAAUACUCCAGAUGACGAUAGUCGGUCCUUUUUCGAAAACAACGAAAUCAGAUGUGUCUGCUCUGGAUCAGAGAAUCUCUUUCUCGGUAGUGACGAUGGCGUAGUCCGUAUUGUCUCGUCGAGCUUCAAAAUCAUAAGGACCUUUCAAGCAUACGAGGUCGGGUCCAUUACGCAUAUGAAGCAGGUGGAGGGCACUUCCUUACUGGUCACGAUAUCGGUAUUUACAUAGAAUCCCCGCAGCAUGCCUUUGACAAGUCUCUGAUGUCUUGUAGGAAGACCUGCCCAAUGAGCCUGUCUUGAAAGUGUGGGCCUUGGAUAAACCAGUAAAGAAGACUGCCCUUCCAACAUGCCAGUCGACCCUGAGCAUACAAAAUGGUCGGAAGCCGUUUCCGGUAUGCAGCUUGGAGCUUUACAGAUGAAGUUUCCGCUAACCGUUAUCACCAGAUAUCCGCCUUUGCCGCUCUUGAUGAUCUUUCCCAAGUGGCCGUCGGUUUCGCGAACGGCUCGGUGACAGUAGUUCGUGGAGACCUGGUACACGAUAGAGGGGCGAAGCAGCGAACCGUUCACGAAUCCGAUGAACCAAUAACGGGUGUUGAACUCCGAGAGGAACUGAACAAGCCGACAACCUUGUACAUUGCAACUACUGCUCGCAUACUGAGACUUGGGAUAUCAGGUGCUCGACAGCCAGCCAAGACUGUGGCAGACACUGGCUGUGCUGUUGGUUGUAUGACAGUUGAUAGACAAAAUGGAAGUAUCGUUGUGGCGAGAGAUGAGGCAAUUUACUACUAUCGUGGAAAUGAUGAUCUUGGGCCUUGCUGUGGAUAUGACGGUCCUAAAGAUUUAGUGGCAAUAUUUGAGGAUUAUGUUGCACUGGCAUCUCCACCAGCUGCUACCACCACUUCAAACAAAUCAAGUACCCUUCGCCGUUUUGGCGGUUCACAAGCCGAUGAAAUUUUCAACACUUCAACCUUUACUCUACUGGACACAGACUUAAAGUUUGUUGCUCAUUCAGAGUCUUUGGUUUCCAAGGUUGUGACUUUAUUCAUGAUAUGGGGUGAUCUUUUUACAUUGAGUCAAGAUGGCAAGGUACGGAGUUCAAAUGAUGGUGUUUUAUGGAAGCACCUUUGUAUGUUAAUAAUGUUAAUAGAUAUAUCGGUAUCAUGAAAAGCCAUUGCAACAGAGACUCGAGAUUUUGUACCAACGAAACCUCUAUUUCUUGGCAAUUAAUUUGGCUAAAAAGUCCGGCAUGGAUGGAGCUCAGCAAAAUCUCAUCUAUCGGAAAUACGGUGACAGUUUGUAUCAAAAGGGAGAGUAUGACGCAGCGAUGCAACAAUAUCUUAAAGCAAUUGACAGCACUGAGCCUUCUCAGGUCAUCCGAAAGGUAAAUUUCUCUUCGUAUUUUAUUAGGCUUCUUGCUAACUUUAUCAGUUUCUUGAUACCCAACGCAUACAUAAUUUGAUUGAAUACCUGGAACAAUUACAUGAACAUCACAAAGCGACUGCAGACCAUACGACACUACUCUUGAACUGCUAUGCCAAAUUAAAAGAUAUUGAUAAACUAGAAAAGUUUAUCAAGUCACCCGGGGAUCUCAAGUUUGAUCUUGACACAGCGAUCUCGAUGUGCAGGCAAGGAGGGUACUAUGAACAAGCAGUGUACCUUGCAACCAAACAUGGAGAGCAUGAACUGGUUGUCGACAUACUAAUCGAAGACUCGAAAAAGUAUGCUGAGGCCCUUCAAUACAUUUGGCGUCUAGAGCCCGAAGUCGUGAGUGCUACCAAACUUUCUAAAGUCUUUUGCUAAUUUCUUUGCAGAUGUACGUCAAUUUGAUGAAAUACGCACGAGUUCUAUUAGAAAAUUGUCCCUUGGAAGCAACUCAACUUUUCGUGGAAUAUUUCACCGGUAAAUUCCGGCCUAGAUCCGAUGCAAUCGUCGUCCCUGAGGAAGUUCAACGUUCAGGUGGUUAUGCAGCAGGUGCCGUCACUGCUGUGCAGAAUCUAAAAGACCUCCUUCCUUUGCCGUAUAUGAGCACGUCAGCUGUUGCAUCACCGCCUACUCAGGGCAAUGUUGCUCCCACUUUAAGCGACAACCAAGUGGUAGAGGAUAUAGAGCAGCUUGCGGUACCCCAAUAUACGCCACCUCAUCCCAGAACUGCCUUUUCCUCGUUUGUUGAUCAUCCAGACGAAUUCAUUCUUUUCUUGGAAGCGUGCUUGGAAGAAAAAGAUCUUCAAGAGCGCGACAAGAUAGACCUGUACACAACUCUGUUUGAGAUGUACUUGCACAAGUCGAACGAGAAGAAGGGUGCGGAUAGGGAAGAAUGGGAGGCUAAAGCCAAGAAGCUUAUCGAGGGCAAAGAUAUCCCAAUUGAUACCUCUAACGUGCUUUUGCUGUCCCAUCUUUCGGACUUCAAAGACGGCACCACUCUUGUCCGUGAACAGGCUGGGCUUCGAUUUGACAUCUUCCGUUCCUAUACAUCCGCUAAAGACACUCGUGGUGCCAUAAAAGCAUUACGAAAAUACGGACCCGAGGAACCACAACUAUACCCAGCAGCUCUCGCAUACUUCACAUCUGACCCUCGCGUUCUUGAAGAAGCUGGCGGCGAACUCGAUAUAGUCCUCAAAAAGAUUGACGAUGAUGGACUCAUGGCUCCUCUGCAAGUCAUCCAAACUCUAUCCACCAACGCCGUCGCUACUAUGGGCAUGAUCAAGCCUUACCUCCAACAAACCAUCGAACGCGAACGUCGAGAAAUCAGCAACAACCGCAAACUCAUCACCUCCUACCGCACGGAAACCAUCCAAAAGCGCGAAGAAAUCCAGGAUCUCACGACGAAGCCGCAGACCUUUAACAACACCCGUUGUUCCUUCUGUGGUAGUCAACUCUCCCUCCCGGCGGUACACUUCAUGUGCAAACAUAGUUUUCAUCAGACGUGUAUUAAUGUGCAGAUUGGGGAGGAUGGGGAGGUGGAUGGGGAUUGCACGGUUUGUAGGAAGGAGAAUGAUGCUAUUCGGGCGUUUGUGAGGAGCCAGGAGGAGAUGGGGGAUAAGCAUGAGUUCUUUUUGGAGGCGGUGAGGGGGAGUGGGGAUCGGUUUGGGAGGGUGAGUGAAUUUUUUGGGAGGGGGGUUAUGCAGGUUCCUUCUAUGGAGUAA
This is a messenger RNA of Hymenoscyphus albidus, 3497 nucleotides long. The record is from the annotation of a GenBank genome assembly. Lineage: Eukaryota; Fungi; Ascomycota; Leotiomycetes; Helotiales; Helotiaceae.